AUUUUUAUAUUUUAAACAUGUCUGAUGUGGAAGUUCCCAUAGAACCGCCAGCUAACCGUGAUGUUGAUAUUGGUGACUCCAACGAUCCCCUAUUUGAUAAACCCAUCCAACACCACCAUCAAGACAAAAAACAUAAAAAGAAAAAACACCACCAUGGAGGGCUAAUAAUACAGACACUUCCUCCAUCGCCUCGUGAUUGCUGCGACUUCCUGGACCCUUACUGUAACAACGACCUUCAUCUCGCAAUUAUAACCACAGUAUGUUGUUGGUUGCUUUUGGGAGUCAUUCCAGUUGUGUUUGGAUUCGUUUCAAUAUAUUACGCGAUCAAGGCACGUGAUACAAAAGAUGAAGAAUUGAAACAAAAGUACUCCAGUAAAUCGCGCAGUAUCUCUUGGGUUGGAAUGCUACUGUUCACCGUGGUUGUCACAAUAGCGGUUGUAAUACUUGCAACUUGUGGUAUACUAUAAAGUAUUUCACUAAGUGGAACAAUUUUGCUUGCAUAUUACUGCAAAAGUGUUGAUUCAUACACCUAACUGAACUAUUUGUAAAAGUAACUUUAUACGUUUGUAGUAAUUGUCAUACAGCUUUUGUGUUUUCUUGUGUUUUGUAGAAUAAACAUUGCGAAUUUCCCUU
Ciona intestinalis (vase tunicate) is the source of this 633-nucleotide messenger RNA. The record is from RefSeq and is a predicted model, not a curated record. Lineage: Eukaryota; Metazoa; Chordata; Ascidiacea; Phlebobranchia; Cionidae.